GCAGAAUCAAUUGAUCUCAAACAGUUUUUCGACCUACAUUUCUCACAUAUAUAUUAUGUGUUCUUUGAAAACUUUGUGACUAUUGAAGUAGGUUUUAAACAGAAAGGUCACAAGUCACAGAGAGAAGAAUUAGAUUCUAUUCUUUUUAUUUUUGAGAAAAUUUUGCAACUCCUUCCAGAAAGGAUUCAUCAGAGAUGGCAAUUUCAUAGUAUUGGGUUGAUUUUAAAGAAGCUUCUUCACACUGGAAAUUCGUUAAAGAUACGGCGAGAGGGCGUGCGUCUCUUUCUUUUGUGGCUGCAAGCACUUCAGAAUAACUGUAGUAAAGAACAAUUAUGGAUGUUUUCUUGCUUGAUUCCUGGAUUUUCAUCACCCCAGUCUGAAUAUGGCCCCCGAACACUAGAUAAUCUCAUUAACCCUCCACUUAAUGUUCAAGAAACUCAAGUGACUAUAGAGGAAAUCACUCCACUUGUUCCUCCACAAUCAGGAGACAAAGGACAAGAAGAUUUAACAAGCUAUUUCUUAGAAGCACUUUUGAAAUACAUAGUAAUUCAGGUUAAGAGUUUAGAAUGGAAGAACAAGGAAAACCAGGAAAAGGGAUUUUCAUUUUUAUUCUCAAAUUUUAAGAAAUACUACUUACCUUCUAUUUUCCCAAACAUCUGUAAGGAGACCAGCUUAUAUAACCCUAUACUUGAUAUACCACAAAUGAGACCAAAGCCACACUAUGUAAUGGUUAAGAAAGAUGCUGAAACCAAUGAGGCAAUAUAUUGCACAAAGGAGCCUUUUAUUAAGGCUCGUGUUAUUGUCAUUCGAUGGUUGGUGUCUUUCUGGCUUGAGCCAAAACCUCAUACAGGACCUCAUAUUCCUGGGAUGGAAGGUGAAAAUGUGCCAAAGAAUAUUCAGAGAGCAGCUGCAAGCAUGGCUUCAAGGGAGGACAGCAAAAAUGACAGUACUGAUAAGCAGGAUAGAAAUGCAGAGCCAGAACAAUCUCAUUCUAAUACAAGUACUCUAACAGAGAGGGAACCAAGUUCUUCCAGCCUCUGCAGUAUUGAUGAAGAGCAUUUAACCGAUAUUGAAAUUGUCCGGAAAGUCUUUUCUUCUAAAAGAAGCAAUGUUAAUUUUCUAACUGAGAUUUUUCGACAGGCAUUUCUGUUGCCAAUAUGUGAAGCAGCUGCCAUGAGGAAAGUGGUAAAGGUGUAUCAAGAAUGGAUUCAGCAAGAAGACAAGCCUUUAUUUAUGAAAGAACCUGAAGAAAUAAUGCAGUGCACAACUGUAGAUUGUGAUGAAAGUGUCGUUGACCACAAUUCAUCAGAGAAAGCAAAGGAAAGAGAAGAGGAAAAGGGUAUGAACUCCAGUCAUGUUAGAAAUUCAAACUGGGCAAGAAAUGGCUGUUACGAAGACACUUUGCAUAAAAUGUCUGAAAUUGAUACUGAAGAGCAAAAUGUACGAGCUGGAGUGCAGUCAGUAUUGCAGGUUUUUAUAAUAAAUUCUUCAAAUAUAUUCUUUCUUGAACCUGCAAAUGAAAUUAAAGCUCUGCUGGAUGAACACACCGAUAUGUGUAAACGCAUUCUUAAUAUCUACCGGCACAUGGUAGUCCAAGUGACUAUGGACAAAAAGACAUGGGAACAGAUGCUACUUGUGCUGCUCCGGGUUACUGAAUCUGUGCUGAAAAUACCACCCCAAACUUUCUUGCAGUAUCAAGGAAGAAAAAACUCCACUUUAGCUGGAAGACUUGCAGGACCUCUUUUCCAGACUCUUAUAGUAGCUUGGAUCAAGGCAAAUCUAAAUGUGUACAUCUCUCGAGAACUUUGGGAUGACUUGCUGUCUGUAAUGUCAUCUCUGACAUACUGGGAAGAGCUGGCCACUGAGUGGUCGCUGACAAUGGAGACACUAACUAAAGUAUUAGCUAGAAACUUGUAUAGUCUGGACCUCAGUGACCUGCCAUUGGAUAAAUUAAGUGAGCAGAAGCAGAAAAAGCACAAAGGCAAAGGCGUUGGACAUGAAUUCCCAAAAUCUUCCGUUGAUAAGUCCUUUUCUAGAGGCUGGAGCCGUGAUCAGCCUGGACAAGCACCAAUGAGACAACGCAGUGCUACGACCACUGGGUCUCCAGGAACGGAAAAGGCAAGAAGCAUAGUACGGCAGAAAACAGUUGACAUUGACGAUGCUCAAAUUCUUCCACGCCCACCUCGAGUCAGACACUUUUCACAGAGUGAGGAUGCUCCAAGUGAAGUUUUUGGUGCAUUAAACGAGGAACAGCCACUGCCACGAAGCAGCAGCACCUCUGACAUCCUGGAACCGUUCGCAGUUGAACGAGCCAAAGCUAAUAGAGAGGACAUGAGUCAAAAGCUGCACCCUAUUGAUAGUGAUAUUGGCAGUAGCAAUACAAAUGUUCCUGACCUCAUGGAUGAAUUUAUAGCUGAGAGACUCCGCAGUGGUAGUGCACUGAAUGUGACAAGAAGAGGAAGCAGUCCUGGCAGCCUGGAAGUUCCUAAAGACCUUCCUGAUAUAUUGAACAAACAGAAUCAAAUGCGUCCUAUAGAUGACCCAGGUGUGCCUUCCGAAUGGACAUCACCUGCCAGCGCGGGCAGUAGUGACCUCAUCAGUUCAGAUAGCCACUCUGACUCUUUCAGCGCCUUCCAGUAUGAUGGACGCAAAUUUGAAAAUUUCAGCUUUGGCACUGAGGCAGGGACACCAGCUUCCACUGACGUUGAUGCCAUUUCAGGACAGCAACAGAGUGCCGAGGAGCAAGAAGUGGCCAGUCUAACUACACUCCACAUAGAUUCGGAAACAAGUAGUCUCAAUCAGCAACCAUUGUCUGCUGAAGCUGCAACUAUUACUGGCUCUGAAAGUGCUUCUCCAAUCCAAUCUGCUCUUGGAUCCCGAUCACAGACACCCUCUCCUGCCACUCUUCAUGCAGAUCAUAUUGAGCAGAAGGAUCUGCAGCUGGAUGAGAAGCUCCACCACUCUGUUUUACAGACGCCAGAUGACCUAGAAACCAGUGAAUUCCCCUCAGAAUGUUGCAGUGUGAUGGCUGGGGGAACGCUUACAGGAUGGCACGCAGAUGUUGCUACUGUGAUGUGGAGGCGAAUGCUAGGAAUUUUGGGAGAUGUUAACAGCAUCAUGGAUCCAGAGAUUCAUGCCCAGGUUUUUGAUUACUUGUGUGAAUUGUGGCAGAAUCUGGCCAAGAUAAGAGACAAUCUUGGUAUUUCAACAGAUAACCUAACUUCGCCAUCUCCACCAGUUUUAAUUCCACCACUGAGAAUUUUAACACCAUGGCUGUUCAAGGCAACAAUGCUGACUGACAAAUACAAACAAGGAAAGCUACAUGCUUAUAAACUCAUUUGUAAGACAAUGAAGCGAAGACAAGAUGUUUCUCCAAACAGGGAUUUUUUAACUCAUUUCUACAAUAUAAUGCACUGUGGACUUCUUCAUGUUGAUCAAGAUAUUGUCAAUACAAUCAUCAAGCACUGCUCUCCUCAGUUCUUUUCACUUGGUUUGCCUGGUGCCACCAUGCUUAUUAUGGAUUUCAUUGUAGCAGCAGGAAGGGUGGCUGCUUCUUCAUUCCUCAAUGCACCAAGGGUUGAAGCACAAGUUCUUUUAGGAUCUCUAGUCUGUUUUCCCAACUUAUAUCAUGAACUACCAGCUCUUCAUCCAAACAUUCCUGACAUUGCUGUGUCUCAGUUUACGGAUGUUAAGGAACUCAUAGUUAAAACUGUGCUAAGUUCAGCAAGAGAGGAGCCAUCUGGUCCUGCACGAUGUGUUGCUCUUUGCAGCCUUGGCAUUUGGAUCUGUGAGGAGCUAGUUCAUGAAUCACAUCAUCCUCAGAUCAAGGAAGCAUUGAAUGUGAUUUGUGUUUCCCUAAAGUUUCCAAAUAAAACAGUAGCCCAAGUUGCCUGCAGUAUGCUGAACAUGCUGAUACAUUAUGUACAUAGACUUCAAGUGUAUCAAGCUGAUUCACCUUUAAGAAUUAUUCAAAUUCUGAUAGCAACUAUUACCCAUCUGCUACCCAGUACAGAAGCUUCCUCUUAUGAACAGGACAAGAGGUUGGUGGUUUCUUUACUUCUGUGCUUAUUGGAUUGGAUAAUGGCCUUGCCGUUAAAGACCUUGCUGCAGCCUCUUCACACUACAGGAGCAGAAAAUGAUAAGACUGAAAGAUCCGUUCUUAAUUGUAUAUAUAAGGUUCUCCAUGGAUGUGUCUAUGGGUCUCAGUGUUUUAGCAACCCUAAAUAUUUUCCUCUAAGCCUUUCUGAUUUGGCAUGUGUGGAUUAUGAUCCUUUUAUGCAUUUAGAAAGCUUGAAGGAACCGGAACCACUGCACUCUCCAGACUCGGAGCGGUCUUCUAAACUUCAGCCAGUCACUGAAGUGAAAACUCACAUGCAACAAGGACUAAUUUCUGUUGCUGCUCGUACUGUGAUAACACAUCUAGUCAACCACUUAGGCCACUAUCCUAUGAGUGGAGGUCCUGCUAUGCUAACCAGUCAAGUGUGUGAAAACAACGACAAUCCAUACAGUGAAAGUCCUGAACUUUCUCCUGAACUUUUUGAGAACCCAAACCUUCAGUUCUUUGUGUUAAACAAUACUUCCCUGGUGUCUUGCAUACAAAUCCAAGCAGAAGAUGACAUGCCUGGAGGAGGACUGUCUGCUGGACUUGCAUCUGCUAAUUCAAAUGUUAGAAUUAUAGUGCGUGAUCUAUCUGGCAAAUACUCGUGGGAUUCGGCCAUUUUGUAUGGACCGUCAUCUUUAUGUGGAUCUUCACAACAGACUUCUUUUGCACUUUCGUUGUCUCAGCAAGACAAACCAGAAGAUGCUUUUUCAUCAUUUGAGCAUGUGGAGGAUGUAUCUGCAAGGGAUGGAAUUACACUCCAAGUAAAAAGGAAAUUUAGAGACACUGUACCAACAUGGGAUACCAUUAGGGAUGAAGAAGAUGCCCUUGAUGAGCUCCUGCAGUAUUUGGGUGUUACAAGCCCUGAAUGCUUGCAGAGAACUGGUGUCUCACUCAACAUUCCUGCCCCUCAGCCAGUCUGCAUCUCAGAGAAGCAGGAGAACGAUGUCAUCAAUGCAAUUCUGAAACAGCACACAGAAGAGAGGGAGUUUGUUGAAAAGCAUUUCAAUGAUUUAAAUAUGAGGGCUAUGGAACAGGAUGAGCCGACCUCACAAAAGCCCCAGUCAGCAUUUUACUACUGCAGAUUACUUCUCAGUAUACUGGGAAUGAAUUCUUGGGAUAAAAGAAGGAGCUUUCAUCUCCUGAAGAAAAAUGAGAAGUUACUUCGAGAACUCAGAAAUUUGGACUCAAGACAAUGCCGAGAGACACACAAGAUCGCAGUGUUCUAUGUUGCUGAAGGACAAGAAGAUAAACACUCCAUUCUUACUAAUACUGGGGGAAGUCAAGCCUAUGAGGAUUUUGUAGCUGGUCUUGGCUGGGAGGUAAAUCUUACAAACCAUUGUGGCUUUAUGGGAGGACUGCAAAAAAACAAAAGCACUGGAUUGACCACUCCAUAUUUUGCUACCUCGACAGUAGAAGUAAUGUUCCAUGUGUCAACAAGAAUGCCUUCUGAUUCAGAUGACUCUUUAACAAAAAAGCUAAGACAUUUAGGAAAUGAUGAAGUACACAUUGUUUGGUCAGAGCAUACUCGAGAUUAUAGAAGAGGAAUAAUUCCAACAGAAUUUGGUGAUGUUCUUAUAGUUAUCUAUCCCAUGAAAAACCAUAUGUUCAGUAUCCAGAUCAUGAAAAAGCCUGAGGUUCCAUUUUUUGGUCCACUCUUUGAUGGUGCUAUUGUGAAUGGAAAAAUUCUUCCUAUUAUGGUUCGCGCAACAGCUAUAAAUGCAAGCCGUGCAUUGAAAUCAUUAAUCCCGUUAUACCAAAACUUUUACGAGGAGAGAGCACGAUACCUGCAAACAAUUGUUCAACAUCAUCUAGAGCCUUCAACUUUUGAGGAUUUUGCUGCUCAGGUUUUCUGUCCAGCACCUUACCACCAUUUGCCCUCAGAGACAGAUCAUUAAAUAUCAGUUCUGUUUAUCUGAAGGCUUCUGCCCAGAGACUCAGCCGGGAGAAACUCCAGCAGCAGCAACAGCACAGGUGGAUGGAACAGACUUAGCCUCUCCAAUGUCUCCUCGGACUAGCAAGAGCCGCAUGUCCAUGAAACUGCGCCGCUCUUCUGGCUCGGCCAACAAGUCCUAAGCGGCGCGAUGCCUGCAGCUUUCUAGCCAACAGCGAUCGGCCACCCUUCCCGCAGCGACUCACCACUUCCCGUUAAAGGAUAAUGUCUCUAAUGUGUGGGUGCCCCUUCCCUGCGUACCCCUGUUCUGUAUGUUUAUUUUAAACAGUGACACUGGAAUUUUACUUUCAUAUUUUAGCUUUUGGUUUUUUAUCAAACUCCAGGCUGCCUUUUUUUUUUUUUUUUUUUUUUUUUUUUUUUUUUUUUUUUUUUUUUUUUUUUUUUUUUUGCAGUGCAGUUUGUCCUCUGCACCUUUUUACCUUCCUGGAUGAUUACAAUAUCUUAACAGUAGUCAUUUUUAACUCUGGUUAAUCUUGAGUCAUAUGGAAUUGGAGACUACAGUUUGAUUACACUAUAUUUAUUGUGCCCGAUUGCAAUUUCCUCUGUAACAAAGAAGGAAAUAUGUACAACUUGAAAAUGAAUGUACAAUUUUAAAUUGAAGUUGCAUUUGUAAAGUCUUUGUCAGAUGUCACAAUGUUAAUGGACAGGAUGUGUACAGAUUAUUUAUGUUAAGAAUAAAAUAGUUCAACGGCCUUUCAAGCAUUACAGAGUCCAAACGAAAUAACUUGCUCGUAGCACCAACUCUUCCUUCACAAAGCAACAUAUCAUUUCAUAACUGUGCAGGUGGUGUCGUAAUCUAUGCCAGAAAAAAAAAAAACAAAACAACAAACCACUGCUGAAAUUCUACUUCUGCUUGGCUUCCAAAUAUUUUUAUAAUGUUUUCUUUUCCAAGUGGUAUCAGUAGUAAAUGCCAUCAAGUUUCAUGGGGUUUAGCCAUUAUCACCGGGCUGCUGGGUAUAGUUGUAUAUUGUUUCUUACAUUUAAAAAAAAAAAAGAAAGAAAAAAAAAGCGCACUUUCCUGAUAGAAAUUCAUUGCUCUGAUGAUGUGUACUGGGGAAGAAAAGGGAACAUGCUCCAGGAGCCUGGCCUGAAACGCUGACGAUUCCAACCUUCUGCAGAUUAGUACACGCGUGCCACCCACCCAGAGAUAUUUUCCUACAGAAGAUGAAAUGCUCACAUUUUGAGUCUGGCAAACAACAAAAUGCUGUUAACAAAAUGUAGCAUGACAUCGGUACUAACUGCAUGUGUAAAUAUAUCAUAUGAGCAACAAUAAAAAGAUAAAUUAUGUAUUGUCAUUCAUGUAGUAUCUACAAAUUUGUAAUGGUUGAAAAGAAGACAUCCUAUUUAAUAAUACAAUAAAAUUAUUCUUACCA
Charadrius vociferus (killdeer) is the source of this 7426-nucleotide messenger RNA. It is a transcript of the gene RALGAPA1, whose product is annotated as Ral GTPase activating protein, alpha subunit 1 (catalytic). Gene Ontology annotation, biological process: regulation of small GTPase mediated signal transduction; positive regulation of GTPase activity. Gene Ontology annotation, molecular function: GTPase activator activity. The transcript is spliced from 40 exons. NCBI's taxonomy places the organism in Eukaryota, Metazoa, Chordata, Aves, Charadriiformes, Charadriidae. The record is from RefSeq and is a predicted model, not a curated record. The coding region runs from base 337 to 5997 and encodes 1886 amino acids. Gene Ontology annotation, cellular component: cytoplasm; nucleus.